Messenger RNA from Cryptococcus deneoformans JEC21, 1994 nucleotides. RefSeq lists its product as hypothetical. The record is from RefSeq and is a predicted model, not a curated record. The coding region runs from base 370 to 1893 and encodes 507 amino acids. Lineage: Eukaryota; Fungi; Basidiomycota; Tremellomycetes; Tremellales; Cryptococcaceae. Gene Ontology annotation, molecular function: RNA binding. The transcript has 10 exons.
CUCGUCGUCUCUCAUCUUCGACCUUUGUCCAUAACCAACCAUAUCUCUUACACUUUAUUAGUCUUCGAAACUCGAACGAUACACUGCUCCUCCAGUUUCUAGGCGUAGCAGUGGCUCAUCCAUUCCAUUCAUACCUUCAAAUCGGCAUCAAGACCUUGAAGAUUAAACGAUAAAUUCAAACUACCUCUGCUUUGUUUAAAAGCGAAAAAGUUUCAAAGUCGACUACGCAUAUCCAACGUAUAUCCAUCGCAAGAAGACUCCGAAAAUUACGCUCCCGUUACCUCCAUAACACAUUUAUUGAGUGGUACAAGAGACUAGCAACUCACCUGGUAUCGUUCCUCUGGUGUUUUGAAUUUUCAAAUUUCAAAAAUGAGUGGACUGCCUCCCCCGUCAUCAUCUUUACCCCCUCCCCCUCGAUUUGAUUAUGGAAGGGAAGAUGGUUACCAAGGGCGGCCAUACGAUGGGCCCAAGGAUCGUGCUUAUGACCGGGAUCGGGAUAAUUGGGAACGAGACAGUCGACGAGAUCAUCAGCACAGAGGUCCAGGAGGACCGCGAUCUAGAACUCCAGAGGGCCGGGGUGUAAGACGUUUGUAUGACCGAGAGAACCGCUCGAUUGAAGAACGGAUUCAGCAAGAACGGCCAUGUCGUACACUUUUUGUCCGAAAUGUACAGUAUGAUGCCGAUCCCGAAUCUCUUCGUUUGCAAUUUGAAUCCUUCGGUCAGAUCAAAAAUUUCUAUGAGAUGGUUAGCAAAAGAGGAAUGAUCUUUAUCAGCUAUUUUGACAGUCGAGCGGCCCAGCGUGCUAGGGAUGCUAUGCAUGGAACCCUAGUCAACAGGCGACCUAUUGAUGUCCAUUACAGUCUUCCGCGAUCCGAGGAAGUAACUGGGGCGUGUACGGCUGAAAAGAAUCAGGGUACCAUACUUGUGUUAUUACAUCCUCCGCGAACCUUGGAUAUCAACGAAAUCGGCCGCAUUGCGGCUCAGUACGGUGAUAUCAAAGACGUUGUCCCUGGCCGAGUUCCGUCCGAAAUCAUUGUAGAAUACUUCGACAGCCGAGGUGCCGCGUUGUUCCAGCAACAGAUGGACAGACAGCCGCUUUUAGGGGGUGAGCUAGAACUUCGUUUCAUUUGGGAUAAACUGGACAACAAUGUUCCUCCUCCUCCCGCUGCUGUUGCAAAGGCUAGCAGGCCUUCUACUGACUACGAUGAUCGUGCGAGGGGUCCGCCUCCCAGGCGGGAUGAUGCUUACAACGAUUCCAGAGGUGGAAGGUUUGGUCCUCGAGGCGGCGCUCGAGAGCGAUCGCCGGAUUACAGAGACCGCAGGGGGUCAUACGAAACCGGCUAUGGCGGACGUCCUAGUGGACCGUCUCCCGGUAGAUAUCAUGAUGCUCCGCCAGCUCCUGCCUCAGUCUCUGAGGAUCGCCUUGAACAAGCUCUUCGUGUGCAGCAGCUUUUGAACAAAAUUGGCAAUGUAAAUGUCCCUCCUGUCGCAGCAACUCCUCCCACCGCUCCUCCUGCACCUUCAUACUACCGUUCACCUCCGGUCAUGCCUCCCAGUACUACCCCCUAUCCUCCUCAUGGUGCAUCAUAUGCAUCAUACCCUCCGUACCCCACGCCCACACCCAACGCCUACGGAUCGAAACCUCCAUACGUCGCUCCUCCCUUCCCACCUUAUCCGCCACCUGCUGCAGGUGGGUCUGUUCCUCCUGAGGGGAUGGGUCCGCUUCCUGGAAGACAGCAUCCUGCUGGCUAUGGUGCGCCGCCACCUUUGCCACCUUUCCCUCCUGCUGGCCCUACGGCCCAAGCUAUUCAGCCCGCUGCUACUGCCCCCCAAGGACAGCAACCAGUGAAAGACGUUGGUUCAUUGUUGGCAAUGUUGCAAGGCAAGCAAUGAUACGACGUUACGAAUGGUGCAAAGUUGUUAGUAGGGAAGGCAGACGUAAAUCUAUGAAGGCUUAUACACCAUGCAUAAUAAUAUCUUGAUCGUUUGUGCUU